Molecule: messenger RNA, 2469 nt
Organism: Lingula anatina
Lineage: Eukaryota; Metazoa; Brachiopoda; Lingulata; Lingulida; Lingulidae
Source: RefSeq, a predicted model, not a curated record
GGAAAAGUAGCAUUUCUAGAUUGAUAUUUUCGGAGGACUGAAGACAAAAUCCGGUGUCAUUAGCUAGCUGUUUUAAUGAAUGAUUAACAUGUUGUCCGUCAUGGGGACACACCAAGGACAUUGUCUUUGGAUUUUUGUCGUUUGCGUCGUCUUAACAGCCGACGCUGCGUGGAAUUUUAAGAGACCUGGAGGAUGCAGCGAGAAUGUGGCUUUUCACACCAAAGUUCUGAAAAGUUUCGAUGUGAAGGCGCAGUCUUUCUGUAGUCUGGCUUGCACACAAGAGGCAGAUUGUAAAGGUUACAACUACGAGACAGAAGAGUCGGCUAACGAGACUCGUCGAUGUGAACUGGUGGGGCUCCGGUCUGAUGUAUACGGCUCCUACAUAAGUCAUCGCCAAGGGUAUGCUUAUUUUGAAGAGGUAGAAGAUAGUUAUCAUGGCCACCAGGAUACUUGUUCACAAUACCACGAGGCAGAUUGUCCGGAGGGAUGGGUACAUUGGCGCACGUCUUGCUAUUAUUUCAGCACCGUCGAGAAGAACGAUAACGACGCAAGAACGCACUGCAGAAAUUUUAAUCUUGGCGCGUAUCCUGUUGCCAUAACAACCAAAGACGAAAACGAUUUCAUUGUAGAUUACAUAAGCGAGCAUUACGAUCCCAGUAGUAUCUCACAUGGUUUCACUAUUGGAGCCAAUGACGAGUAUAUGGAGAGAGUGUGGGUGUGGUACGGCCAGGGUUCGUCACUGGAGUCAGGCUAUACGAACUGGGAGAGCGCCACGGCUGGACCUAACCACCUUGACGAUAACAGAAACUGUGCCAAGCUCAGCACCACCGACAGAUGGCCAGGCGGCUACUGGCAUGAAUUUGCCUGCAACGGACAGAACUCGCGCUUCAUCUGCGAGAUAGACAGACGCACCAACCCAACCUCCUUCAAGGUUCUGGAUACUAUGCGCACCACGUACGGCAACUACGACUUCCUGGCGGUGAAGGUCCUCCUCCCCGAAGACGGCAUGUGCUCCAGUGGAGACUGUUGCACGGAAUACAAAAACCUCUGCAGUUUCUUGGGGCCCUUUUCCCCCACUGGGUGUUCCAGGCCGCAUAUCACUACCUCCAGCACGGAAUAUUUAAGGUGUGAAUCAGACUACAACGAUGACAUCAACAUACGCGACACCCUUAGCUGCAAUCCAUCCUCCAACAUCGCUUCAUUGGUAAAUUCCGCCUUCGGUAUCAACUCAGCGAGCGGAGGAACCAAUGGAAACACCUUUGGUUUUCACCAGUGCGGGGUCCAGAAGUGUGUCGCUUCACUGUCCGGAUCGGCAGCAGCUUUAUCAUAUACUGCAGGAGCCAUGAGUGGAGACCGCGUGGCAUACACUGCCUGCAGAGAGAAUAAUGCUACACUUUGUCAGUGCCCCAGCGGGUAUUUUCUCUGGCGAUGUUCUUGCUACAGAUUUGAUACAAGUUUGAAGACGUUUGCUGCCUCCCGUACGGCGUGUCAGGCCGAUUAUCCCGGUUCUGAUAUUGCCGUGAUCGAAGAUUCUGCCGAAAACGAGAUGCUGAAACAAACGGUCCGCGACAAUCCCUCUUACACUGAUAAUUUCUGGUAUAUCGACGGUUACGACCACAAUGCAGACAACUCAGGAUGGCAGUAUAUCUCCAAGCGAUACCGAAACUGGCAGUUCUCAGACUUUCAGAGUUCUCAGCCAAACAGUGGCGGCGCACAGUGCGUGGCUUUCUGGCCUGCCUACAACUGGCAAUGGGCAGACGAAAACUGUGGCAGCAGCUACCACUUUAUCUGCGAGAUUGACAUGCGGAAUCGACCUUGUAGAUGUCCGUCCGGGUAAAUGAAAACGUGAAAAUAUAGAUGAAAUUUCGAUGACCAGUAUGUCAGCAAAUAUAUCUUUUACUUGCGAAAUGGACUUGCGGAAAUCUGUUUGUAGAUUCCACACUGAAAAGUUUUUUCUUAAUACCUGCAAUUUUUUUUGAGUCAAAAUGAAGUACUUGUUUGUGAAAAAAUUAAAAUGUUACCCUACAUUCGAUUGGAUUUCCCGAAAAAGAUGCUUAGAAAAUAUUUGCCAACUGGCGUGUUUCAUAUUGAGAAAAAACAUCUUUCAAAACUUUAGAUAGGUUACUCGAGCAUUUAUAUAGUUUAUUUGUCCAUUUACUUAGUUCCCAUACCCAUCUGGAGUAGAAAAUAAACUUUAAAAAAAUCCAUGUAUUUUCUAGUAUACCUACCUGUGUAUUUCAUCUUGACGACAGUUACAUGUAACAAAUCAAAAGCUGGAAAUGUUUCACAUUUUUACUAAAGAAUUCCGUGUUCUUGUUUUUUUUCUUCUUUUAUUCAAGUGGGCAUAUCAUAUUUGAAACAUUCUUUUGUGUGUUGUAUCUGAAAACUAGAUACAAGUGUUGAAAGAAAAAAAGCUGUCAGCCUCGAGAUUAUGUCCUUGAAUAUGUUCAUAAUAAUAAAGAUUAUUUU